UCUUCUCUCUCACGCCAGAUGCAGGGCGUCACUGUGCACUCCCCCUCCACUUCUUCGCGCGGAAGAAUCCGCCCGCGGCACGGACCGGAAGCUUCGCGGUCGUCUUCUCUCCUGUUCGAGGCGACUGCGUUUCGGCGAUUCGCGACGAGGCGACGGCGAUUCGGGCGCGCUAGGGAGCCGGUCCGCGUCGGAGCUGUGGACGACGAAGCCGAGGUGGUCAGCAAGGUGCUCCGUUCAAGACCGAAGACGAAGAGGGCGCAAAUCCGGCUCCCUCCAGGUUCGUCGCCACUACUUGGUUGCUUUCACCGUCCGACCAUCGACUCCAGCAUCGGAUCCCCAAUCCAGCAGUUCGAAUCGUCUUAUUACCGCCCAAAUCUUCGGAUCUUGAGGUACGCCCUUGGACCCGUAAUGAUUAUGUUACUCUUCCGCACAUCUUUCAACAUCUUUUUAAUACGGCAAUCCAGUUAUCCUUUGAACCGUAAGAUAUUUCAUCCGCAAACAACCGAUGAAUCCCCAGUUCACUCAUUUCCGCGGAUCUGCUCUGCCUAUUAGGGUUUCACACUUCUAAGGUACUGACCCGGUUAAUGUAUUUCAAACUUGGUCCAACUAAUUUUGGUUGUGCUUACAAUUCGGGCGUCAGGUUUUUCACCUGCCAUAAAUUUGUAAUCCCUAAACUACGAAGUUGCUUGCAUACUGGCUUCAACUCUAGUCGUCUCCAAUUAAUUUAGGAUGACCACUGUCCACAACAACAGGUCAUUUUUAUAAAAUGUAGUAGAGUGAUAAUAGUUGGGUGCCCAACAAUGUGUUAAUUCAACCAACUCAGUGUAAUGUUCAUUGUUUAUUAUGCGUUCUAAAACUCUCAUUGACAUAAUCAGAGGGGGCAUUACUUCUGAACUUAGUAUGCCUCAAGUUCAUUCAUAGUGUGAGGUCUAUGGGAACCCUCAUUGUGUUGCUGUACUACCCCCCAAUUUGUUUGUCACCCUUGUAUACGAGUGGACGAAACUAAACAAUUGUCCACCUUCAUAUAGUAGGUUUCUAUAUUCAUACAACAACUUCUUUAUUUCUGUUGUAGUAUUGUGUAUAACCCUAAAUUAAUUGUGUUGUAGUAUUGUGCAUAUCUUCCCAUUAACAUUAAGUUUUCUUUUGCAAGAUAUGGUUUGAGCAGACAGUUAUUUAUUAUGUUCAUUAUGUUUGUGCUUGCAUGGAGUACAUACCUUGUUUUUUGUAUCCUACAAUGUUUUGUUCAACCCUCGCAUUAAAGCAUUGUUUGUUUCUUACAUGGAGUGCAUUGUUUGUUAUUUAUUUCCUUAACUGUUAUAUACAAGACUGACAUCAAACAUCUGUUAGUGCUGGACAAUGAGUGCAUUGCUUCUAUUUCUAGUCCAUGAGCACAUGAUACAACAAUAUAUCGAACUUGUCAGAUUUAUGGUAUUCCUAAUUCCCAUAAGUUGGCCUUACCUGUCAUAACAAUUCCAGUCUUAUACUAAUAUAAUUAUGUUAUGUUCCAUGGUUGAAUAUGACUAGUACAAUUGAAAUCUUUACUUGUUGCAUGCAACAUCAUUGAUAAAUAUGUAGGCCUGUUCUGAAUUCGUUCCGCCUGUUUGGUUCAUAAGGAAAUCGUAGUGUUUGUUCAUUUAUUAUUCUUUGCAGCACAGUUACGAAUGACAUCCUCGAAAGAAGACACCAUGAAGUCUUUGGUUAAAGUACUUGUCGACUGUGCCGAGGAUGCCACAAAAUCCCUUCGUGGAUUAGUAGAUCAUGCAUUAGACCACAUGCAUGACGAAGAGAUAUUAGCUAGAACCCUCUUUGCCAUGAAAGAAAAACUUGAUUUGCUUCACCAAGAUGCCUUAGAGGCAAAAGUCCAAGCUUUUCCUGAAAUUGCUAAGUACGAGGGGGAUGACAUAAGUGUUCAACCGACAUCUCCUUCGACCCCUCCAACAGUUACUGAACCAUCUGUCGACGAAGAGGAGUUCUACUGCCCGGAUGUGAGUGACGAGUGGUACUUCAGCGACUCAGAUAGGUCAACUCGUAAUAGCUAUUGGAAUAUUUAUUAGUUGACUGUACUCGAGAUGUACAAGCAGGAUUUGCUUUUGAACAACCCACUACUGGGGUUCUCGUAGUUGUCAUGUUGUCGAACUAGUCGUGUCAUGUAUGUCUAAUUCUCCAUGCUACCUCGUCCGCUUAAGUUAGUAUGAUGUCCAGAACGUUGUCGUCUGCGAACUGUGAUGACUCUUAAAUGUUCUGAUGCUAGUCCUUAAUAAGUUGAUGAAAUUAUGGUUCUAUUAUUUGAGUGUCUUUAUAUGCUUUGUCUUAAGUUUAACGUACCUCGAUUUGUCGAUUGGCUACAAUGUGUUUCAAAAGACUAAAUGUGUGCCAUCUCCACAUAUCCUAGCAUGGACCCUGCCAGCAAUGCGACAUCGUCGCAGGCGAUGUCGAAUCCGUCAAAUGCCCAGCAAUUUCCUCCACCACCACCCUUAUGGCCAACAGGUUACAUGCAGCAGAAUCCAGUCGAUUGCAACAUGAUGGGAAACAUUAAUUUUCCUAGUCCUGGUCAAGGUCCAACUACAAUGUGGGCGCCAAUUCAGGCAGGGAACACUAGUUCCCAAUCAACCAUGAUCCCUGCUUCCCAAUCUGCACUAUAUUGGAAUCACUACAUGAAUUUUGUGAGGAACCCUCUUGGCUCGGUGGGAAUGAGUCCAUACACGGAUUCAUAUCCACCUUCACUAUCAAGUACACCGUUGCAGGGUUCUAAUACUAUACCACAAAUGCCUGUAAACUUGGAGUCAGAUGCUGAACACAGUGUUCAGGACAUCAAUAGUCCUGAGAAAAAUGCACCUCCAGUUCAAAAACAAAAGAAAUCUAAGGAACAAAACUUUACAGCCCCAGAAGACAGACUCCUUUGUACUACUUGGUUGCAAAUAAGUAGUGACCCCAUUGUGAAUACUGGGCAAAGGAGGGAGGGUCUCUGGGCCAGAAUUGAAAAAAGGUACAAUGAACAAAGGGGGGAAUUUCCUUGUCGACUUAACAGAGCACUCAGUAGCCGAUGGGACAAGAUAAGGGCUGAUGUCAGUAAAUUCUCUGGAUACUACGCGAGAGUUCUACGAGAAAAACAAAGUGGUCUAAGUGAUGACGAUAAGACAUCGAAGGCAGCCACAUUGUUCGCUCAUGAGGAGGGCAAACCAUUUCAUUAUAUGCACUGCUGGCAUCAACUGAAGGGGGAACCCAAAUGGGAGAGCAUAUGUCAAGGACACUCUUUUAGAGGAUUACAUGCAAGAUCAUUACCUUCGUCGGGGUGUCCAUCAGUGCAAACACCGGAGACUGACAGUGGAUCCGCUGGACUCUCAGGAAAAAGGCCCCAUGGCCGUGAUUUCAGUAAAGCUGAGAGAAAGAAAGCUGGUUCAUCUUCGUCCCCGGAGUACUUAAGCCGAUUACAAGAAAUUACUGAGAAACAAAUACAGAGGUCCAUUGAAAAGGGGGAAAAAAAGAAAAGACCACUGAAGAAGAUAGGGAGAUACAAAAGAAGAGAUUGGACUUGGAAGCCCAAAAGUUAAGCAUAAGAC
This is a messenger RNA of Zea mays, 3560 nucleotides long. RefSeq lists its product as uncharacterized. The record is from RefSeq and is a predicted model, not a curated record. The transcript is spliced from 2 exons. NCBI's taxonomy places the organism in Eukaryota, Viridiplantae, Streptophyta, Magnoliopsida, Poales, Poaceae. The coding region runs from base 2367 to 3551 and encodes 394 amino acids.